Carcharodon carcharias (great white shark) is the source of this 2920-nucleotide messenger RNA. Its product is annotated as butyrophilin subfamily 1 member A1-like. The record is from RefSeq and is a predicted model, not a curated record. The coding region runs from base 191 to 1612 and encodes 473 amino acids. The transcript is spliced from 9 exons. Gene Ontology annotation, molecular function: protein binding. NCBI's taxonomy places the organism in Eukaryota, Metazoa, Chordata, Chondrichthyes, Lamniformes, Lamnidae.
CAGACUGAUUCAAAACGAGGGACCGUCACUCAAUUCGGUAACUCACGGAAAAGCGAAAGUGAAAGUUUUCAGGGAGGGACGCGCUGUUGUGAACGUGUUUAUUCUUUACAGAUCUGUUGAGAAAAGGCGGAAAAUCUUCGAUCAGGUUGUGGGAAAGUAAGAGGGAUGGUUAUUCUACGAUCUCUCAAAAAUGGAAGGAGUUGACCUCAUCGUGCUUUUACUCUUUGGGGUUCCGCUGUCCAUAUAUGGUAAAUUCACAGUUACUGGACCAAGUCAUCCUGUUAUAGCCAUCGUGGGUCAAGAUGCUCUACUGGAAUGUCGGCUUAAGCCAGAAAUAUCCGUCACCAAUAUGGUGGUGCGAUGGCUUAAAUCAGAUCUUGGUUCAGCAGUGCACAUGUACAGAAAUGGGAAAGAUGACACUGCUGCUCAGGAUCAUGACUACAGAGGAAGGACUGAACUGUUUAAAGAUGAGCUGACCAAAGGAAAUGUUUCUCUGAGAAUAAAGAACACAAGGGUGCGUGAUGAAGGGAAAUACAUAUGCUCAGUUGAUGAUGAAACAGAUUUUGAAGAAACUAUGAUUGAGCUGAAAGCUGGAGGUUUGGGACAUGAGCACUGGAUCCAGAUAGAUGGAUACUAUAAAAAUGGAAUUCAGCUUGUGUGUGAAUCUAAUGGAUGGUUCCCUAAGCCACAGAUACUGUGGACUGGAGGAGAUGGACAGAACUUAACAGGACAGUCUGAAAUAAGUUACCAUCAAGAUUUGAAAGGUCUUGUUAAUGUCCAGAGCUCUCUUGCUGUAACAAGAGAUUCAUCAAACAGAUUCCAGUGUCUCAUACAGAACAACCUGUUGAAAAAAGAACAAGAAGCAGCAAUCCAGAUAUCAGGUGAUUUCUUCCCGACUGUCUCAGGCUGGCUGGUGUUUUUAUCUGUGAUCCUCUGUCUUCUAAUAGUAACUUUUACUGCUGGGAUACUUUGGAGUGUGAAAAGACACAGAUACAUCAAAGAUCUUGAACUUGACAAAUCUAUCAAACAAUUUGACCAGUGGAAAUCUCUUGUUGAAGCAGAUUGGAAGAAGAUUUCUGAGUGUGAAGCCUCUGUAACCCUGGAUACAGAAACAGCAAAUCCAAGGCUUGAGGUAUCUAAAGAUCUGAAGAACGUAAGGUUGACACGGACAGAGAUGAAUGUCGAUGACCAUGGAGAGAGGUUUACAGUCUGGGAAUCUGUGUUGGGAUCAGAGGGAUUCACAUCGGGCACACACUACUGGGAAGUGGAGGUGGCGGGGAAUCAGCACUGGACUCUGGGAGUAGCCAAAGAGACUGUGGACAGGAAGGGAGAUAUCCACCUGUUAACAGGGAAUGGAUUCUGGACCAUUGUGAGGGCUCAGGAUAAAUUUCAGGCAAACUCUGACAAUAAAUCUGAUAUCUGUGUCCAUAAGAUUCCCAGGAAGAUUGGCGUUUAUCUCAAUUAUGAGUCCGGAAUAGUUUCAUUUUAUAGUGCAAACACAAAAUCUUACCUCUACACUUUCACUGGGUGCAAAUUCACAGAGAAACUUUAUCCUUUCUUCAGUUCGACACAUCUUAACAAAUGGCUGAGAAUCUGCCCAGUUCAACAUUAGAUCAAUUGAAAGGUCUCUGGCCUCAAGGUUUCAACAAAAUACUUUCCAAUUUGACAGUCAGUCAAAGGAACAUGUCAAUAUGUAAAUAUUAAUCUUGCAUUCUAAGAUAAGAUUUAAAAUGCUGCCGGGAGAUGAUGACAAUCAUUGUGGGAAUUUGCAGGAAUUGACGCUGUUAUACAGUACUGGCUGAUUUGUGUGAACUUGAAAUAAUGUAAAUUUGGUUUCUAGCAGUGCAGUCCACUGUCUGUGUUUUCAUGUAAAAUCAAAGUUGGUAACAGAUUAAAGGUAUUGUUUUUUUAGAUUCAUUGAGGGGCAGAGGUUUCACUCACUGGGCAGCAGGGGUGUGUGAGUAGUAAGUCUGCUGCUACAGCAAAACAAAUAGAUGCGGCCAAUGUUAAUGGGAACAGAAAUCUGUUUUUAAACAUUUUUUUAAAAGUUUUUUUAAAGAACUGGCUUACCUAGUAUUAACAUAAGUAGCAGUGACAAGAUUUGGAAAAGCGAGAGAUCUGCCACAUAGCAUAAGCAGGAAAUUGUCCAGUUUCAGUGGGGAUUUGAUGGGAGGUCUCCCUUUGAUUUUCUUGCACACUCUACCUCAGGACUGCUCUUUUUCAGGUGGGAAUUUGGGAGAAAAUCCUCUGUUCAGUUUUUAUAACUGCUACGGGGUUAAAUUACAAGGUACUUAAAGGUCAUUCAGGAAUUGCUAAUGCACAUGAAGCAAUAUCUAAAUAACUCUGGAAGUAAAUAUGGACAAGGAAGUAUGUUUGCAAAGGUGGUGGGAAGGGAGACUUUGUUCUUCAUUUUCUCCCUGAACGUGACUCAUGCUGGCAUUUGGACCCAAGGGCAGCAGCAGCCCUCCAGUAUCUCCCUCAGAUGGUCAUCGUUCAUACGAGACUAAAUAGUGGAGGUUAAUUGUAGGCUCCUACUAUUGAGCUCAAACAACUCAGCACAGACCCACACUGCCAACAGCGAGAUCAGCUCACUCAGCAGAGGUGUUACAUGACAGUGGUUAGAACAAAGCUCCUUCCUUGUUGUCCGAUUAAUAUUCUGAUAAUCACUGAGGGAAAAACUCCUACAACUGCACCAGAUGUUUUUUUUAAUUUCUAACAAAUAUCCCAUUAAUCUCUGAAAGAUAUUUACAAUUUAGUGCCAAAUUAAAUAUUUUCAUCUAUUUAUAUUUUCCUUUAUAUUUCCUGUAUUGGAUACUUUUAAUGGCCUGAAAUAGAGAACUAUUUUACAACGUGCUGCUUGCCUUCUGUGGAAUUGUAACUUGAAUGUACAAGUAACAGAUUAAAUUGAUUUUUUUAUUAA